AUGAGUUUUAAUGGUCUAACCAAAAUUUCUAUGCAUGUUUGUGACGUUCUUUGCCAUAAAAAAAUAUUACAACCUGAGAUUGAGAAAUUCCAAGAAGGAUUUGAGCGGAAUGAGCGAUUCCGAGAACUGGAUGGACUUGUAAGGAGAAAUCAAAGAGUAAGGUUUAAGUUUUAUCAUUUGUGUUUCUUAGAUCGUGGAAGCUUUGGACGAUUUUGAAAGAAUAGAUGUAAAGUGUUUCGAAAAAAUUACCGACCAACUAAAAAAACUAAGGGAGAUCUUGGAUGACGUUGAUUCAGUGAAAUUUUCCAACGUGAGUUUUUUAUAUCACUUUCAGUUUAUUAUUUUAGGCUGAUUUACGAGAAAUGGAUCUUGACGAUAUUUCCCAAAUUAAAUUUAAGAAUCUGGCAGAUAAGAAGUUUUCCGAGUCUCAGAAAGUGGAACAUUUGGGUGUGAUAUUAGAGUCAAACUGAUCUCGUUGUAAUUUAUAUGAUGUGUGCAUAAACAGACGAAUAUUUAGAUUUAUUUUUUGGUGAAUUGUUAGAUGCCUCAUACCUAUGUAACUUGUCAUCUUUGCGCUUACUAAUACGAUUUUAAGAGAUGGCGAAUAAGCGGUCAUCGUUGAAGGCUUCCAGAAAUGGAACUUCGACGGACAAGACAAAAAGAUCAACUGUAGGUGCUCAGAAGGCCAGGUCAAACCAUUCUCUUAAUCCAGACCGGAAGGUGGAAAAUGCUGGGGUUGGGACCAGAAUGAGGUCCAAGGCGACAAUUAAUAGGUUGAGGAUGUACAAGAACUUCAAAGCGAUCAGGUAUGCUGUGAAAAUUUUUAUUAAGUUUAUCUUUAGGGAUCCGAAAGGAAAGAUUAUAAAAGCGGCGCCUUUUCAAGGUUGGCUCAAUUCCGGAACUGUGGCCAGAGUUGAACCGAGUCGUAAAUGGUUUGGUACGUUAUAUAUUGUCAUAAAUGGUCCGAUAUAUUUAGGUAAUACUAAGGUGAUCGGACAAGAACAACUCCAAAAGUUUCAAGAGAACAUGGGAAAAGUAAUGAAAGAUCCCUUCCAGGUUGUUAUGAGGCAGACGAGACUACCUAUUUCUUUGUUGCAAGAGAAGGCCAAGGUGAGCGUUGAACUGUAUUUUUGAGGCAUUGUUUAGCAACGACGAGUUCAUGUUGUUGAUACGGAAAGUUUUGAAUACACUUUUGGAAAAAAAGCUCACAGAAAGCAGGCCAAUGUGGGUGCCAAAGACCUGGACGACCUUGUUCGCGAUGCGGAGACGAGGUCUGAUGGAUAUAAGGUUGACGAUGACAAGUCACUUUUGAGUAAUCAGGAGCUGGAUGAUCGUCAAGUAAAUCAGAAUCCGCUGUUUCGAGCGGGUCAAUCCAAUCGAGUUUGGGGGGAACUUUACAAGGUUCUGGACUCUUCGGACAUUGUUGUGGAGGUUAUCGACGCUAGAGAUCCCGAAGGAACUCGUUGCAAGCAUGUCGAGGAAUUCUUGAGGAAAGAAAAACCUCAUAAACAUCUAAUUCUGGUAUUGAAUAAAGUGGAUCUUGUUCCUACUUGGGUGACAGUAAGUUUAUUCUCGCAUUUUAUUGUAUUUUUAGAAAAAAUGGGUCCAUAUUUUGUCCAAAGAACUGCCAACGAUUGCUUUCCAUGCGUCCAUCCAACACAGCUUCGGCAAAGGGUCUCUGAUAAAUGUCCUAAGGCAAUUCCGGCAAUUGCACAAGGAUAGACAACAGGUAUUUUUAACAAGAACGUACUAUUUUUAUGUUUGUUUUUAGAUCAGUGUGGGAUUUGUCGGCUAUCCAAAUGUUGGAAAAUCGUCGGUUGUAAAUACCCUGAGAAAGAAGAAAGUAUGUAAAGCUGCCCCUUUGGCCGGGGAGACGAAAGUUUGGCAAUAUGUAACGCUUAUGAGGAAGAUAUUUCUGAUCGAUUGUCCAGGUGUUGUCUAUCCUCAAGGAGACACGGAAACCCAAACCAUUCUCAAAGGCGUGGUAAGUUGUAAUUGUUUUAAUCCACGAUUUCUUGAGGUCCGUGUGGAAAACGUGUCUGAUCCAGAGAAUCAUAUCCAGGGAGUCCUGGACCGAGUCAAACCCGUGUAUCUACGAAAACAUUACAAUUUGUACAAAGAUGGAGCGGAUGAACAAUGGGAUUCUGCUGAAGAUUUCCUCACGCUGAUUGCUAUUAAUUCGGGAAGGCUGUUAAAACAUGGCGAGCCUGAUUUGAAUACUGUCGCGAAGAUGGUUCUGAACGAUUUCCAGCGUGGAAAACUUCCGUACUAUGUGCUUCCACCAGGUCAGGAAUCAGAGGAGGGUGGAGAUGACGAGGUAAGCAAUGCGCCUAUUUUUAAAAUAAUGACUAGGCUCCGAUUAACGAAGUGGAAGAGGACGAAAAAGAAGUCAUUACUGAUGCAGAAUCCAUGAAGGGGGAUGAUUCCGAACUGCCUGAUAGUGAAGAUUUAAAAGAGGAGGUCAAGGAGGAGGUGGAAGAGGAAGAAGAAUUCACAGAUCUCGAGAGUAAUUGUUCCGGGCUCUCAGAUCUGUCUGGGUUGUCUGAUCUGGAAGAGGAUCUGGUGUCAGAAGCCGAACAACCGAUAGACGUGGAAGUAGGUUAUCGAGUGCGAACUUAGACUGAACCCGACAUCCCUCCACGAGGGAAUCCUGACUGACUGAACCCCCAAAACAAAAACUUCGUAACCCCCGAUGACGAUAUGGCGAAAGUAACAAAAUCUGGCCAAAUUCAAUAAAUAUAGGCCGAAGUGCCAAAGAUGACCAAAUUAUAAAAAAUUGGCCAAAUGGAAGAAAUUUUAUGAAAAUGGAAAAAAAAUUUACCAAAGUGAAAAAAAUUGGUUAGUCUCGGGCUUAGGCUUAAUUUAGGCUUACACGGAAGUACUCCAAUUGCGACGCUUAGAUUUUUGAUGACACAUGGCAUAAUUUUAGGUUAAUUUUUUCUAAGAUAUAUGCGAGAAUCCGAGCUCGCGCUUUUCAAAAACGACCGAGAUUUUUACGAAAAUUUGAGACUUUUUGCCGAAUUCUGGCACGAAAAGUUUCGUACCUAUUUCUACCGUAAAGGGUGAUAUUUCCAUAAAAAAUCCUCUCGGCGGCAAAGAUCGUUCAAUAUCUCGGUGGCGCUUGCAAAGCGCGAGCUAAAAAUUUCAGGAAUGAUGUGUGGUCUAUGCCCGAUGUGUGUGAAAAAUUUAAAGAAAAUCUGAGUGUUGCACUUAGGGUACUUCCAAAAAAAAAUUUUCAAUUUGGCCACAGCUUAGUACAUAGGCCAACGUUUGUUCAAUUUGAGGGGUUCAGUCAGGCAUUAUAAUAAAUAGUAGCGCCAUAAAGUCCUGACACAUUUGCACGGUGCGUUUUUCUUUCGCGCGCGACAAACGUGUCAGGACUUUAUGCCGCGACUCGUAUCGAGUGCUCAUCAUAAUGCCGGUUUUUAGAAUAAGGAUCAGAAAAGAGGACGUGGAAAUCGAGCUGGGAAGAAGAUACAGGAGAAAAGGAAGAGAAUUGAGAAACUGAAGAAGAAGCAGCUCGUUACUUCAGUUGUAAAUGACACCGGGGUAAGCCCUCAAAAGAAAAUUUAUUCGUAUACGAUUUCAGGACAGUAAAAUUGUCGACUUUACUCGUGAUCGGGUCAGGAAUAUGUGGUUCAAGAAACUUCAAAAGAGAAGAAAAGUGAAACAUCAAGUGUAA
This is a messenger RNA of Bursaphelenchus xylophilus (pine wood nematode), 3682 nucleotides long. The record is from the annotation of a GenBank genome assembly. Lineage: Eukaryota; Metazoa; Nematoda; Chromadorea; Rhabditida; Aphelenchoididae.